UUUGGUAAGGUCAUAAAUAGGAUAGGGAAAAUUGUAGAUUUUGGUCUUAAAUAGGGUAAGGGUUAAUGGGAAGCCGGUCACACAUUCCCACCCAAUUUUUCUGGGAGUACCCCCUCCCCUCCAUUUGAAUGCCAAGAAGACCCCAGGCACUUGGCUAUUCUGUCAUUCUAUGUCAAAUCUGAUAUUGAAUUAGACGGUAAGCAUCAUAACAUUUGACAUCAAAAACUGAAGUUGUUUUUUUAUUUUGUUAACAAUGCCACAGACCAGGGAAGAAAUUCAGCACCUUUUGAGUAUCUAUCAGAGGUGCUGAAACAGCAUCCAGCCAGAGACAAGCAUAUUGUUAGGAUCAAGGCAUACAUUGCCACAUUGUUAUCUCGUCCUGAUCCCUUGUCGUCAGAGUGGAAUAUAACUGUAAAACUGAAUGACGGAACAGCUGCUGUGGAUGCUGACUUGAGUGAAAAGGUAGGUUGGGAAAGUCUACAUAUGAGCCAAGUAGCCCAUCAGGCCAGCGCUUAUCUCUGGUUUCAGUAGCAUGACACGAUUUGGAGUUUUUCGUUUCCCCCCUGGAUGGGAUGCAAGUCAUCGAAGGGUUACCUCCAACAUUAAAUUAACCAGUACCCAUUUAUACACCUUGGUGGAGAGAGGCACUGUGAGAGUUAAGUGUCUUUCCCAACACAAUGUCUCGGGCCAGGGCUUGAUCCUGGCCCACUUGAUCUGGAGUCGAACACACUAACCAUGAGGCCACCGUGCCUCUGCAAAAAAAGGUAAAUGGUAACCAAACUGACUGUUUUGUGAACGGAAGAUGAAAUGUCUCUGGGCGGUAUGCUAGUCUAUUGCAGGCUAUCCCAAAGCAUAAAAAUAUGGCAGAUCCCUUAUCAAGGUUGAUCAUGAUAAUAUAGGAUAUAGCGUUCUCUGGUAAACAGUAUUUAAAAACAUAAGCUUUCAACAACCGGUCUACUGUCUUUGACAGAUGAAAGUUGUGAUAAAAUUAAAUGUUAGAAAUUUGAAUAUAGAGAGUAAAUCGCAUAAAUUUAAAAUUACUAUAGGUAUAAAGAAUGUUCAAAAGAAUGCUAAAAGUGUUAAAAUUAAUGUUUGUGUAAAAGAGUGUUGUAUUGUCUUGGGAGUGGGCAUGAGUUAUUAUCAGCCUCAACAGUUUUUGCCAUGUGCCAUGAUUCCAGUGUCUUUCUGGUGCAAUGGUUUCGUUUGUCAAUGAUUGUGGAGUUGUCAAAGUCAAUUACGUGGUCAAAACUCUAUGCAUGUUUAGCAACAUUGGAGCCUUAAGCACAUUGUUUUGUAUUUCUAAUAUCUUCUUUUCUUCUGGUGCUAAAUGAUCCUUUAGUUUCACUGAUGUAAUUCGAUUGACAUGAUUUUGUAAAUAACAUUGCACUGAUUGCCUUUUAAUAGGAGGUCGAAACUUGGGAACAGGAAAAUCUUAUUGUGGUGUUUUUGUUGGUUUCUUGAAGACUUGAAUGUCAUGCCUCUUAAAAAUCCGAGUGAGUGGCUCAGUAACGCUCUUGAUGUAGAGAAGGAAUGCAAAACUCUGUCACCUCGAUGGGUCAGCCCAUUUGAAGAACAUACACUAUUACCAACUAAUUCCUCUGGUGUUGGUGUAGGUGGUGGUGGCAAUUUCUUUCUUAUGAUAUGUGAUUUACUCUCUAUAUUCAAAUUUUUUAUGAUAUGUGAUUUGCUCUCUAUAUUCCAAUUUUUGAUGUUUCAUUUUAUCACAAAUUUUUAUCCGUUGAAGACGGUAGACCGGCUGUUGAAAGCUUAUGUUUUUAAGUACUUUUUUUUUACCAGAGAAUGCUAUAUCCUCUAUUAUCAUAUCCCAAGCAUGUUUUCAAGUUAUCCCCCAAGAUUGCAGGUACAAUAAUCUGUGAGUAAGAACCUGUAUUUUCCCAAAUUACCCUAAACAGGUUCCUACAUAAAUGGUAUUUAACAAACAUUUAGUUUACUUAAGCCUUAAAGGGGUUCUUAUAUUCUUAAGAAAAUAAUUCCAGUUGAGCUUUCAAAUUUAGUACUUUUCAGCCUAUCCCUUACAUAAAAUUAGCGUAAUAAGUAUUUAUUAUUUUAUGCAAUAAUGACUUAUAUUAAAAAAAGAAAUGCUUACCACACAAAUGGUCAUGCGGAAGUCUUACCUUUGUACAAAACAUUACAUGCUUUCUCAGCAUUAACAGUGUAUAAAAGAUGGCAAAAUGCUAUAUAUUUGUCCAAUUUAGUGGAUUUUUACCCAUGAUUCAGAAAAUAAGAACCUGUUUGAAAUUUUAGGCUAAACAGGUUCUUGCACAGCGGGGUCUAACUCGCAAAUUUUGGCCUAGCAGAUUCUUAAAAUCUAGGUUCUUACUCGUGGGUUUUUACUGUACUCAAUAAAUAAUAGCUGAAUAGAACUUUGAUAGAACGAACUGUCUUGCCAAUGAACACAACACAGUGACUCGCUCAGGGUUCAAGACCUCUUUAUCUUUACGCUUAAAUAUGUAAUUUAUAUGAUUGUCUCAAGCCAACGUUACUCUGGCAAAGCAUGGCCAUCACAAAUACGUACAGAUUUUGAAUGAAUGAGAAAAUAAACGUGGGAUACGUGAAACUUGCGUGAGGCCUAUAUGUGCCAAAAAUUAGCACGUGUGGUCUCACCGCGCACCCAGUGUGACCCAGUCCCCUCCCCGUAUAAUUUGAGGCCAGCAAAUCUCAACAGCUCCGGACGGAUUUGAACUUUGUUACCCCUGUUGAGUGGGUUUAGCAUUGCCGUUCUCAGCGAAGAAACUUAUUCUUUACAGAAUUUGUACUGGUUCACACUCCCUAUAAAAAACGAUCCAAAAUUCCUGUUGACUUGCUGCUCUGACUCGGGUAAUGUGAAGUUUUUGUCUGCAAAUGUACUUCCUGUGUGAUGGUGUACUCCGGAAAUCCCGACAGCUUUUAAUCUAGACAAUUUUGAGUCUUUCAACACAUACUAAAAUACCACACUGAAAACCAAUAGCAUUUCAAAUCGUAAACGAAUUUGAGCUUAUGGUAUGUAAACAGCAGAAAUCUUGGCACUUUUCAGUGUAUACUCGUGAUCUCGUGAUCUCAGUAUCACGUAACGAGCUGAAGCAGAAUUCCAGAUUGUUCAAAUCACCGACCGAAAUGGCCGCCGUUCAAAAGCAGACAUUGCCUUCGUUUUCUUCCAUCAUUUCUGUUUUGUCUAUUGUGUUUUACUGUGUUGGGUUUAUAAGAGUAGAACUGGAGAUGAACGAGCAGAAGAACAGAAUAAACACUCUUGAAAACGUUGCAGAGGCCAAUCCGAAGUCAAACGACGCAGACAUGAAAAUCAAGAAAGCUCCUGAAAUUCAAAGACUCCAUAGAAAGAGCCGUCACGUUGUAUUAACUAAGAACGCGUCUGAAGCUGACAGCACAGCGGAAACGAUGCUCCAAAUAAACAAACUCUUAUCAUCCGGGAGAUUGUAUCUCUGUCAGUCCAAAGGUGUCACGUGUUCGUCAGGUCCUCCAGGCCCUCCCGGUCCACGUGGGACAAAAGGAGCCCGGGGACGAAGAGGACAGAAAGGAAGAACUGGACACAAAGGAGAUCAAGGUAUUAUGGGAUCGCCAGGAAGGAGCGGCAAGCAAGGCAUUAUGGGACCUGUGGGAUUAAAGGGAGACUCUGGAACCAAAGGUCAGAAAGGAGGCACAGGACCCUCAGGCAUGCCGGGAAGGAAAGGCGAGCCCGGCGAAUCGAUAUCAUCUCCCGCUGUUGUUAUUUCUCCCGUGAUGUUGACAGUGAACGAAGGUGGCUCAGCCUCGUUUCAGUGCUCAGCAAGCGGUAAUCCUGUGCCUGCAGUAACGUGGAGUAAACUGGACAGUCAGUCAGAAAUCAUUCAGUCAGCGGUUUCAGGAGAAAAGUUGCAGUUGAAGCACGUGACUGGAAGUGACACAGGCUUGUAUCAGUGUUCAGCAACAAACAUCCUGGGGGAUUCACGGAAAGUGGCGCGGUUGACAGUAAAUGUGCAUCCUCGUGUUACUCUACAUCCGGGACCUUAUCACGUCAUUGAAGGAAGCAACGUCACCUUACCUAUCUGUCACGUGACCGGAUACCCAGCUCCUGUGGUCACCUGGAGGAAGUUGUCUGGUCAGUUACCCCAGGGGAGGGCGCAGUAUAACAACACUGCUUUACAAAUCUCAAAUGUCCGUAAAGUUGAUUCUGACGCCUACUUCUGUUCAGCGGUCAACAUUUUAGGAAAUGUUGAAAGAAAAACUGUACUAGUUGUGAUUUCACUUCCUGAGUUUACCGUUAAACCGCCUGGAAAGGUCUUUGUUGGUCCUGGAACCACUUUAACCUUGAACUGUAGCGCCAUCGGUGAUCCACGACCAGUCAUCAGUUGGAAAAGACAAGGAGCAGUACUGCCCGUGGGGAGGAGUCACAGGAUAAACAAUGCCCUUGUCUUGAGAGAUGUGACAAGAGAGGAUGCUGGAAACUACAUUUGCGUGGCUACAAGUGCAGGAGUGUUUGAUAUCGAGACAAUAAGUGAUGUUGAAGUUAGAAAACCGAGAGAUUGUUCAGAUCUGUUAAAAUCAGGCCAUACUCAGAGUGGAGUGUACUCUAUCAACCCAGACGGUACAGGACACUUCAGUGUCUACUGUGACAUGCGCACUGACGGUGGAGGUUGGACCGUGUUUCAACGAAGGCAGGAUGGCUCGGUAGACUUUUUUCGGGGAUGAGACGACUACAAAGCAGGCUUUGGUCAGCUGACUGCUGAGUUCUGGUUAGGAAACGACAAAAUCCACAGGCUGACGGCCUCUAGACCCAGCUCUUUACGAGUGGAACUAGAGGACUGGAACGGAGGUAAAGCGUAUGCCAAAUAUGGCAAGUUCAACAUUGGUGACGAGCAGGCGCAGUAUCGACUUGAAGUGGGUUCAUAUUCAGGUACAGCGGGAGAUUCUUUAAAAGAGCGUGGAAAUUACUCGGCGUUUAGCACAAAGGACAGAGAUAAUGACGAAGCCGAUUUUUUCGACUGUGCUGCUUCGUAUACAGGCGCCUGGUGGUACAAGGAUUGCCUCUAUUCCAAUCUAAACGGAAAAUACCUGGGAGAAGGAAAGAGUGGCGGCCGAGCAACUGUGUGGUUCGGCUUCAGAGGUUGGCUCUCACUCAAAUUUACUGAAAUGAAACUGAGACCGACAUCGUAGAAAUAAUAAUACCAGUUACACCUUAACUUUGAAAAACAAUUUUCUCAUAAAAUUGUUCCUUAAUCUAAAAUAAACUCUCUCCGUGCUCUUUUGCUCCAAACCCCUCGAUCUCCCCAUCCCCUCUCUUCCUCCAACUUUACGCUCGCUUUGUUUCUACAUUUUUUGUGUCCAACUGGAAAGAAAAUGAAAACAGUCCGCGUAACCAAGUAACCAUUGAGAAUUUUUCGAUUUCUUUUUCCUUUUGAUGAUGGACUUCCAGUAUUUGAACCCGUUGAUAACUAUACACUGUUAAAUAUUAACGUUAUUUUCGCUUCAAGUGUAUGAUAAUUUUCUGCGAAACUAGAAUUUAGCACUCAGUUCUUCGUGAAAUAUGAGUUUUGUUUUCAUUUA
Orbicella faveolata is the source of this 5538-nucleotide messenger RNA. RefSeq lists its product as uncharacterized. NCBI's taxonomy places the organism in Eukaryota, Metazoa, Cnidaria, Anthozoa, Scleractinia, Merulinidae. The record is from RefSeq and is a predicted model, not a curated record.